UGACAGUGAAGCUGAAGGUUGCUCUGUUUGUGGCUGUGUAGUAAAGCUGCUAAAGAAUGUUUAAGUAUCGCAUCCGGAUGUUUUUUAAUGAACUCAAAGUGUUGCUACUGAUGCGCUCUGGAUCAAGCAGGAGGACGGACACUGACCCGAACACACAGACUACGAUGAGAGGGCUCGCUAUUGGAGGCUGUGGUUGGCCACAGCUGAGCUGCUCUCAGCGGGACGACGAGGAGGAGUACUAUGGCUCUGACCUCCGGCCACGCAGCCUGGCGUUUGAGGAUAAAGAAGGUUCCAAACCUCAGGGAGGAGGAGUGGGAAGCAUGGAUGCUGCUUCACUCCCGAGUCUCUCAGAGAGCGGGACGCGAUCACCGCAGUGCCGGAUCUGCUUCCAGGGGCCAGAAAAGGGGGAGUUGCUGAGCCCUUGUCGCUGUGAUGGCUCAGUGCGCUGUACCCACCAGUCCUGCCUUAUCCGCUGGAUCAGUGAGAGAGGCUCCUGGAGCUGUGAGCUCUGCUACUUUAAGUACCAGGUGUUGGCCAUUAGAACCAAAAACCCACUGCAGUGGCAGGCCAUCUCUCUGACUGUGAUUGAGAAGGUACAGAUUGCAGCCAUUAUCCUCGGCUCUCUGUUCCUCAUCGCAAGUAUUUCCUGGUUGGUUUGGUCCUCUCUCAGCCCCUCAGCCAAAUGGCAACGGCAGGACCUUCUCUUCCAGAUAUGCUACGGCAUGUACGGCUUCAUGGACAUAGUUUGCAUAGGCCUUAUAAUCCACGAAGGAUCAUCUGUCUACCGGAUCUUUAAGCGCUGGCAGGCGGUGAACCAGAAGUGGAAAGUGCUGAAUUAUGACAAAGCAAAGGACUUAGGGGACCCCAUCAGUUCCAGCAGCAAAAGCACUGUUCGAGUAGAGAGGAACUCUUCUCACACUGUCACAGACAGCAGCCGGAGGGCAAACCGCCAUAUCAGGACUAUUCUGAACCACCACUGUGGCUACACUGUUUUACAUUUCCUCAGCCAGCUAAGACCCAACAACUUGCACAGCAGCAACCAUGAGGUGGUCAUGAGAGUGACCACCGUAUGAAGCUGACUAAAGUGCUAUAAUGUUUAAGGAGGAGAAAAGUGUUGAUUGGGGUUUAAUUAAAUAAAAUCCCAAUCUGCCAUAUAAACACUGCCAUGAACUUCCACUUUCAUAUUUCCUUCUCAGAUUCUGCUGGAGUUAAGGAUGAGUAUUACCUAUUUUGUGAGAAACUUGAAGUUUUUAUUUGAGACUUUAAAUGUGAAGCCUGUGAAUUGAGAAAAAACCCCCAACAGAUUUUGAAAAGAAAAAGCUUCUUUCUUAAAGCAAGUAACCAUUUUUAACACUAUGACUAAGGUUUCAAAAUGUAACCAAACAAGUUUGUUUUACUUAGAAAAGAAUAAAGUUUGAUUUGGAUUUGUUGUUAAGGUGGAUUUGGAUCUGACAACGUAAGGGAGAUUUUGAUGGUGAUAAUGAUUGUGCUUCUACGUAUGACCACUGUAGCAGUUCCCUUUCUAAUGUUUCUGUGUAUUUCUGAGGGUUUGCCAUGAUCUUGGUAACUUGUGCUGUUUUCACUUAAAGUUGAACUGAUGGAUAAGUCAAGAAAAUGCCCAAUAAAACUUUAGGAUGUGUUAAAAGUGCAUAGAAUGUCACAUUUUAUGUUCUGGGUUUUGUCUCGUCUCAAUUUAGGAAACAAAGA
Messenger RNA from Oreochromis aureus, 1707 nucleotides. Its product is annotated as E3 ubiquitin-protein ligase MARCHF9-like. The coding region runs from base 57 to 1073 and encodes 338 amino acids. Gene Ontology annotation, molecular function: ubiquitin-protein transferase activity; zinc ion binding. The transcript has 4 exons. Gene Ontology annotation, biological process: protein ubiquitination. Lineage: Eukaryota; Metazoa; Chordata; Actinopteri; Cichliformes; Cichlidae. The record is from RefSeq and is a predicted model, not a curated record.